This is a messenger RNA of Jaculus jaculus (lesser Egyptian jerboa), 744 nucleotides long. It is a transcript of the gene Tsga13, whose product is annotated as testis specific 13. The transcript has 6 exons. Bases 1 to 735 code for a protein of 244 amino acids. NCBI's taxonomy places the organism in Eukaryota, Metazoa, Chordata, Mammalia, Rodentia, Dipodidae. The record is from RefSeq and is a predicted model, not a curated record.
AUGUCACACCAUGUGGUUACUAAAGCAGUUGGGCCAUCAAAAUUUGCCCUAAAGAACCUUCGGCACUACACGGUCCAUCCAAAUUUGGCCAAGUACUAUGAACCUUUGAAGCCCACUAAAGUGCAGAAAUUCCUGGCUCACAAGAGGAAACUCAACAGCUUCAUGUUAAAAGUGGCAGAGUUUGAUCAAUAUAUGACCUCGCUGUUGAUGACCAACAACCCUCUUCCUACCCCCGCCCUCAACGAGCAGGAAAAGUACAGCGUUACAAAAUACUUCCCCCAGGAGUUACUGCUGGAGGAAACUCGGCAGAAGCGAAAACCCACCAGGAACUUCUGGCUACCCCUAAUGCCUGAGAAAAAGGAGUCCAGGCUUGAGCUGAAGCCAGUCUUCUUUGUGAAACGGUUGGAUGAUCCCAUAUCGAAAGAAAAACAAUGGUUCAGGUUUUCCACUGACAAUGACUUCGAGAGUGAAGGGAAGUAUUCAGAAGUCUAUGCUUUGAGGACACAGAAAAAAAUGUACCCUCAGUUCAACAUUGCUUCCGCCUGCCAAAUCAAUAUGAAGAAAGAUGCCAAGACGACUGUGAGCGAGAUGCCAACUUCGCAGGUCCUUUGGGAACCACUCACAUUUUCAAUGCUUCUGGAAGACAAUCCCACCAGGGAUGCGCCAGGGGAGAGGGCCUUCCGCCACGGAAGGGCCACGCAGUGGAUCGUCAAAAACGCCGCUGUCAUUAAGUGAAAGCAAAAA